Messenger RNA from Trametes versicolor FP-101664 SS1, 162 nucleotides. RefSeq lists its product as uncharacterized. The record is from RefSeq and is a predicted model, not a curated record. The transcript is spliced from 2 exons. The annotation marks the transcript as partial. NCBI's taxonomy places the organism in Eukaryota, Fungi, Basidiomycota, Agaricomycetes, Polyporales, Polyporaceae.
UCGAAUGCGAACUUUACGGUCCCGCUGCCUUUCAUCACGGGGGGCAGCUGGAAGAAGUCGCCUGUGACGACGACCUGGGAACCUUGUCGCUUCCGAAUGAGUUGUCCGAUACGCGCGAGCUUGUCGAAGAGGUCGCCGUCGACCAUGGACACUUUUGCACUG